This is a messenger RNA of Meloidogyne enterolobii, 1056 nucleotides long. The record is from the annotation of a GenBank genome assembly. NCBI's taxonomy places the organism in Eukaryota, Metazoa, Nematoda, Chromadorea, Rhabditida, Meloidogynidae.
AUGGAAUUAGCUGCAGCCGCUGGGUUGUUGUCCCUUUCACCCAGCGAUCUCGUUUUUGAAUCCUCUGUUCUUGGAAUUGCUUACUACGAUUUUGUGCUUUCUGUUUCAGAAGUUUCUGGAGGCAGCAAUUCCUCAAAUAAAUCAACAAAAACAAAAGAAGAAACAAAAAUUUUAACCACAAAUCCUUCAAUUUCUUCGGAUUCCUCAUCUUCCUCCUCUCAUACUUUAAUUCAACGUCAAAUUGGAUCGCCUAAAGCCAAAAUAUGCAAACAUGGAAGUGAACCAAGUCCUUCUAGAGGCUUUGACAAAUCUGCUAGUAGUGUAGUGCCAUCAUCACUUUUCUCAAAAAAUUCUGGAAAACAACAACAGAGGUUGGGUGCUGAACGAAAAACUUCCUCGCAAUCUGCUAGACAUGAAAAACCGGAGCCUAUACCUCAACGUAAAUGUUCUUCUCCACCUCCAACAACCACCACUAUUCUUGAACAAGAAACAUUACAAAGAAACAACACAAAUAACAACGCUUAUUCUAAUUGUAACUAUAGGCUGUUUCUUGCAAAAUUGGAUACUCACACAAAUGUUGAGUGGUUUGAGAGUGUUGUUGUGCCUGGGGAUCUACUCGAACGUAAUCUCAUUCCCGUCAAUGAACUUUCUCUUUUAACUAUGGGAAUUCUUGUUUGGCGUUCAAGACUAGCAAAUUCUCGAUUGCUUUGUUUAGCAAAUGGACAACUUGGUGAAGAUUCAACAACUGCUUUAGAAGCCCUUAAAAGAGCAGCAGCCAAAUAUCGUUGUAACCAUCAUGUUUUAACAAUCGGUCAAAGGCGUCAAUCAGCAUCGAGUACUCAUAGUUCUUGUUCCAGCUCAAGUUUUAGAUCCUCAAGUUCUUCUGGAUCUAAUGGACAGUCUUCUCAACAGGAUGCGGGCAUGAAACUUCGAGUUUUGAUGUGUCAAUCUCGCAGUGAAUUACCCGAAUUACCCUCACAAGCUUUACGCGAUGCAAAAUUCCUUUUGGCUCCAAGUUCAAAUCCUUUGCUUUGUUUAUGUUUUCCAUUGACUUGA